UCCGUGUCACGUGACAUCAUCCUUACCUAGAAACGAGAAAGCGUCGCUCCGUGGUCGCUACGGACGGGGGGGAUGAGCAUGUUGUAGUUAAGAGGCAGAUUUCGUGGACGUGUGCCGCACACUGUGAUGGCAGACUCUGGAAAAUACCCGUGCGUCGUCUGGACAACGACAUUUCCACAUUUUAACAAGCGUCUUCGCCCGCUGUCGUGCUCGCGCGUUGACCUAGCUCUGUUGGCAUGAAAGGCAAAGAUUGUUUAGCAUCCUAGCGAGUCAGUUAGCCACCCAUCUGCCCGUGACAGUGUGGCUGCAUGCUCCUAGGCUGACAUGGGCAAACUACAGAGCAAGUUUCGCAAGAGGUCUGAGCUCUACAGAGCAUCUCAGGGGGAAAAGCCAGACAAUACCUUUGACAGUCAAGUGGUUCAGUAUGAACCUGCACAUCAAGGAUCUAUCAACACUGUCACAAAUCUCAGUCCAGACUUGUGUGUUUCUGGUGGGAGUGACCAGGCUGUGGUGGUGUAUGACUGGAAACAAGGCCGGAUGUGUCAGUCCUUCCAGGGUCACAACCGUGAGGUUACCAAGGUGCUGUGUUUUCCAGGUAGUACAUGGAUUUUUAGUGCCUCACGAGACAAGACUGUUCUGAUGUGGGACUUAAACCAGGGGGAUGAACCUAUUCAGGAAUUUUGUGGUCAUGAGUUGGUGGUCAACGGACUAGCCAUCAGCCCUGAUGGGAGAAAGCUGUGCACCGGUUCUCGGGACAACUGGAUGUGCCGGUGGGAUAUAGAAUCAGCAAAAUGUGAACAGAGACACAACAUCUCCAGAAACCUGGUGACCCAUGUGUGUUGGGUGCCAGGCAGCUCUUCUAUAGUCCAGACCUCUGAGGAUAAGACCAUAAGAGUGUGGGACAGUCGUACAUGGCAGGUGACCAAUACUUUUCCGGCAAAGCAAUACAUCCAGACCCACUGUGACGUCUCUCCAAAUGGAAACUACUUGGUGUCCAGCAGCAACGGCUUUGGAGGGCAGGGCUGUGAAUCCACGCUGUGGGAUCUGCGUCAGCCGGGCUGUAAGGUUGUUGAGUACAGAGGUCAUCUCCAAACCACAGCUUGCUGUAUGUUCCUGCCUACCCCUCCUGGUGGCACAGCUCGGGUAGCGACAUCUUCUCAUGACAGCUCCAUGAAAAUCUGGGACCAAAACACAGCAGUUUGUUUAGGGACAUUGUCUCUGGAUGGUGCUGGACCACUAGUUUCCCUGGCUCCAACUGACUCCACCAACUUGCUUUGUGCCAGCUUCAACACUGGCCUCCACCAUAUCCAGGUGGGACAAGGAUCAAACCAGGCUCAGGUUUCUGGUGCAGGUUCUGGUGGAACAGGUUCCCUGGACAUUAGAAUUGUGGCACGUUUCUAAUAGCUCAGUAAAACCUCGUAUUCCUACCUGUGAACAUCCAGUGGCUCCCUGAGCAGUGUCACUGGAUAAAGACAAUAUUUAGUUUUUUUACAUUUUAGAUAUUUAUGCUUUAUUAGACUGCCAUACAAUGAAGAAUGACAAAAGAUUUCUAGAUACUUAGAAGGUCAGACUUGAAGUCCCAUUUGUCAGAACAUGUAAUAGCCCUUGAUUCCUGCACUGUAGCUUUAACCUCAAGUAUUGGACCAAAUGAAGAGUUGUUCUUUUCAUGUAGAUUUGAGUUAUUACAGGUUGUUGAAGACUCUUAAAUCUUGAACAAAAGUUGAUAGUUGGUGUUAUGUGCUGAUAUUCAGUAUAUUUCAAACUGAAAAUGACUAUGCAAAACAGAAUAAUAAUUUUUUGAUAUAAUAUUGUAUAGAGUAAUAAAAAAGGAGACUAAAGAUGUUUAGCAAAUAUGAACCAAAUAAAGCUACACUGUGACCUGUCAACAUAAAA
Betta splendens (Siamese fighting fish) is the source of this 1893-nucleotide messenger RNA. It is a transcript of the gene wdr31, whose product is annotated as WD repeat domain 31. Gene Ontology annotation, molecular function: protein binding. Bases 325 to 1401 code for a protein of 358 amino acids. The record is from RefSeq and is a predicted model, not a curated record. Lineage: Eukaryota; Metazoa; Chordata; Actinopteri; Anabantiformes; Osphronemidae. The transcript is spliced from 10 exons.